AUGGCAAGCGUCUUAUUCUGCACAGCGAGUGGAACCGAGAAAGUGGUGAACGAACUGGUAGAACACACAAAGACUCUACAUCCUCGUAAUGGUGGCGGAUUCUCUUGGAGUCUUGUAAAGACCCGGGACCAAAAGGACAUCGAGUUGAUUACAUCUACGCCGAUUCCGGAAUUCAGUACGGGUUUUCUUGGAAAUUCAUACAAGGAACUUGGCGAAUAUUUCAAAACCCGAGUUCCGGAUAUUAGUGGGCGUCCAGAAUUUUACAACCAGGAGUCGUUCGUCGUUAUUGACGACCGAAGCCUCAUAGACAAGUCCGUACUUCUCGUUGAUUGGUGGGUAGAGACACCAAAAGAAGACUUGAUCGGUUAUGGAGACGACAAGGAGACCUUGAAGGGCUGGCUUCCUACCGGGUGGCAUUCUAUCAGAGUGAGAUUAGAGGACGCACCCGCAAUAUGCGCAGGGAUAUCGCUCAGUUAUGAUUACUGGUUUGUUCAGCGUUCUGGUCCUGAAAACUUCACUGAAGAUGGCGUUUUGAUAAUGAAUGAGGCGGAUGUACCAAAGUUUGCAAAGUAG
This is a messenger RNA of Glarea lozoyensis ATCC 20868, 573 nucleotides long. RefSeq lists its product as uncharacterized. The record is from RefSeq and is a predicted model, not a curated record. Bases 1 to 573 code for a protein of 190 amino acids. The transcript is spliced from 2 exons. Lineage: Eukaryota; Fungi; Ascomycota; Leotiomycetes; Helotiales; Helotiaceae.